UGACCUAGGAUUGUGCCAUAGACUAAUAUAAUGUUGGAAAAAACGCUCUAUUUAAGUUGAAUCCUACAACCGAUUUAUCACUUCUCUCUAAAAAGCCAGUAGAAUGAAGUCUGAAAAGAAAUUCGUGAUAUUCAGUGGGAAUAUUGUGCAUAGCAUCGGUCCUUCAGAGAUAGAGCUGAUAGAAAAUGGAUUCAUCAUUGUGGAAGAAACGAAGAUAGUCGCAAUUGGGGCCAGCAAUGAUCUGGAAACUUGCAAAGCUAAUUUAAAUAUAAAAAAAUUCCACGAGACCAAGCUGAAACCAUCUCAACUUCUCAUACCAGGAUUCAUCGAUACACACAUCCAUGCCGUCCAAUAUCCGAAUUGUGGUUUGGGAUAUGAUAAACCUCUACUUGAAUGGUUGAACGAUUACACUUAUCCCAUGGAAAAACAAAUGAAGAACGAGGAAUUUGCAGAAAGAGUUUUCGACGCUGUAGUGAACAGGACCUUGAGUAAUGGCACAACUACUGCCAUGUACUUCGCCUCAUUAUACGAACAUAUUUCCCUCCUGUUGGUAGAAUCUGUGAUAAAACAUGGCCAGAGGGCACUGGUCGGUAAAAUAAAUAUGACUGUUAUGGCGCCAACGGAUUAUGUGGAGAGUGAGAAUGAUUCGAUCAAGAAAACAAUACAGUUCGUGAAUAAAGUUAAAAAAUUAUGCAACCCAUUGGUCCAUCCUGUGAUAACCCCUAGGUUUGCCCUCAGUGUAGAUAUGCCUGUGAUGAAAACCCUAGGAAAGAUAGCUCGUGAAGAAGACUUACAUAUUCAGACUCAUAUAUCGGAAAACGCUAAUGAAGUGGAACUCGUUGAACGGAUAUUUGGCAGAAAAUACGCAGAAGUUUACGAUGAAGCCGGAUUGCUGACUCCCAAAACCAUACUUGCCCAUGGUAUACAUCUUUCCGAAUCCGAAAUAGACCUCAUAGCAGAACGAGGAGCCAGUAUAUCUCAUUGUCCCGAAUCUAAUUGCCUACUCAGAUCUGGUAUUUGCAAAGUGAAGAAAUUAAUGGAUAGAGAAGUCGAUGUUUGUUUGGGAACUGAUGUUUCUGGAGGGGCUUCACCCUCAAUGAUAAACGCUAUGAGGGCAGCUAUCAGUUCAUCCAUAAAUUCCACGUUUGUCUCGAAUGAAAAAUGCGAGUGUAUCGAUUGGAAAGAGGCAUUCUAUUUGGCAACGUUAGGAGGGGCUAGAGCGUUGAGGAUGGAGAAUCAAAUAGGGAAUUUCGAAAAGGGAAAAGAGUUCGACGCUCUUAUAGUAGAUCUGGAUGUCAAAGAUUCUGCAUGUGAUUACUUGUUGACGGUUUCACCAAUGGAGAAUCUGCAAAAAUUCAUUUUCACAGGCGAUGACAGGAACAUCUUGAAUGUUUUUGUGGCUGGAAAGCAAGUUAGAUGUUAUGAAUUAUGAUAUUUUUUGUUACCUAGAUUAAUUUAUUUGAUAUAAUUAAAAUACCUUUUUCGUU
Molecule: messenger RNA, 1487 nt
Organism: Coccinella septempunctata (seven-spotted ladybird)
Lineage: Eukaryota; Metazoa; Arthropoda; Insecta; Coleoptera; Coccinellidae
Product: guanine deaminase
Exons: 8
Coding region: 104-1432 (442 amino acids)
Biological process (GO): guanine catabolic process
Cellular component (GO): cytosol
Molecular function (GO): guanine deaminase activity; zinc ion binding
Source: RefSeq, a predicted model, not a curated record